Molecule: messenger RNA, 520 nt
Organism: Porites lobata
Lineage: Eukaryota; Metazoa; Cnidaria; Anthozoa; Scleractinia; Poritidae
Source: the annotation of a GenBank genome assembly
AUCGCCGUCAGCGUCCUCAACGCCCUGUUAUGUCUGACCGCUAUUUUGCUGAACAGUGCAACCUUACACGCCUUAAGAAAAACUUCAGCGCUACCAAGAAAUCUAAAAAUACUCCUUCUAAGCCUGGUUGUCUCAGAUCUAGGAGUUGGCUUGCUUGUGCAUCCGCUGCAAAUCGCAUUUCUUAUCGUGAGGCUGAAACAGUUACCUGAGAACGGAUAUACUUUUAAAGCUGCGGAGAUCGCUUAUCUUUUAGCGACUAAUUUCCUUGGAUACGCUUCAGUUUUUGGCGUAAUAACACUGGGCGUAGACAGAUUCUUAGCAGUUCAUCUCCAUCUGAGAUACCAGGAACUUGUGACUCGUAGACGCGUUGUUACUUUGGUGAUUUUUGUCUGGAUGUUUUGCGCAAUUAUUUCAUUAAUGAGGCUGUGGAUUGAUGUAAACAUAAUGUACAUCAUGUUUGUCAUAAUUGAAGUUUCAUGGUUCGUUUGUGCCACGUUGCUUUACUGCAAAGUAUACGUAG